This is a messenger RNA of Colletotrichum lupini, 666 nucleotides long. RefSeq lists its product as uncharacterized. Bases 1 to 666 code for a protein of 221 amino acids. The transcript is spliced from 2 exons. NCBI's taxonomy places the organism in Eukaryota, Fungi, Ascomycota, Sordariomycetes, Glomerellales, Glomerellaceae. The record is from RefSeq and is a predicted model, not a curated record.
AUGAUCCUCGGGAUCAUCUUUGCGAUGCAGUCCAAAGACACGCCGCAGGAGAAAAGCCGUCUAGCCUCCGUUUCUGCAGAAUGGCAAACAUUUUUCGAGGAGCGCAACUUCAAGAAUCUAAAACUUGAGCGGCUCCACGAUAUAGACAAACUCAGAGACUUCGUCGGUCCUCGUCGUCAGAUGUACGUCAGUCAGAUCUGGCUCCAUGUGUCCUUAGCGACAUAUACUUCCGAAGAGUUCUGCAAGGAAGAGGACGACGAAGAGAUAUUGCACAACAAUGAGAUUUUUGACAAGCACUUCAAGUCACUUCUUAGAACGCUUUCGAAAUGGCAACUAGGCUACGGCGACGAAGAUCACUUCGGCAUUCACCUUCACUUCUUUGCCGACUCGCCCGAGGACGAUUACCACCCAUUCAAGGGGGAUGAUGAUCCCGAUGAACCCUAUGAUAAUCUUGAGCCCGCUGACCUCUUGGGAGCACGGAAGCGUCUCAUGGGAAAUCUGCUCGACUUUGAAAAUGCAACCCCCACGUCGAGCUUGACAAGCUUGGCUGAAACUGGGUGCCCUGUGGUUCCGAGGGUUCCAGUAGUCAAAAACUUCAGCGUUACAGACAGCCCGGUCCUAACCGCGAUAUUGCUCGGGCGGCUGUACUGGGAUGCUCUCGCCUAG